GGACUCAACGGUCCCUUCUCUCUCUACAAAGUUCCCACUCAAACAAAAACAAGAAAAAAAAAAACACACUCUCUUCUCUCUCUCGUUUUUUUUCUCUCUCUGCAAUGUAGUUCGCCGGAGAUGGCAAACUUCCACCGUAACAACGUCGAGAACGUGGUCCUUGGCCACCACCGUUCCAAGAGCACCUCCGUCGCCGGUGGCCACUUCCGCCUAUGGCACUCCCUCUCCACCACCUCCUUCCGCCGCCUGGUCUUCAAUGCCGUCAGCUGCGGCGCCAGCUCCCGCUACGCCGAGAGAUCGGACACGUCCUCCGAGAGACACUACCACCAACCGAAACAACAGCACCGGCACAAGACGAAGCCGAAUAACGCGAAGUCGGAGAAGCUCUCGGAUCUGCUGAACCUGGCCGAGGUCGAAGCUGACGCGGAAACGAAGAAGAAAGAGGACAAACUCGAGGAGCUGAAGAGCCUAGUGAAGGAGCUUCAUAAGGAAGAUGAGGAAGAGAAGGAAGAAGAAUCAAUGACGCGGAGAAGAGAAGCUGCUUCGAAAGUGAGGUUGCUAGCCAAAGAGGAUUUGGAAGUUAGAGGGACGCUCGCGAUGCUUGGAGCUAUUCCUCCUCUCGCCGCAAUGCUCGAUGAAUCCAAAAACGACGUCGAUUCGCUCGUUGCUUCUCUCUACGCGCUGCUCAACCUCGGAAUCGGAAACGACGCGAAUAAAGCAGCUAUUGUGAAAGUUGGGUCAGUUGAGAAGAUGCUGAAGCUGAUUGAAUCUCCAGAUGGUCUAGAUUCUUCGGUUUCUGAAGCAAUUGUUGCGAAUUUCCUUGGACUUAGUGCGUUGGAUUCGAAUAAGCCCAUAAUUGGGUCUUCGGCUUCAAUUUCUUUCUUAGUUAGAACCCUUCAGAGUUUAGAUGACAAGAGUAGUCCCCAAGCCAAGCAAGAUGCUUUACGGGCAUUGUACAAUCUUUCGAUCUACCCAGCCAAUGUUGCAUUUGUUUUGGAAACAACUUUGGUUCUGUUUCUGGUGAAUUCAAUAGGGGACAUGGAGGUAACUGAAAGAGCCCUUGCGAUUCUCAGCAACUUGGUGUCGACCCGAGAGGGUAGAAAGGCGAUUAGUGCAGUGCAAGAUUCGAUUCCGAUCCUGGUGGAUGUGUUGAAUUGGACAGAUUCACCAGAAUGCCAGGAGAAGGCGUCCUACAUUUUGAUGGUUAUGGCACACAGGUCUUAUGGGGACAAACAGGCCAUGAUUGAGGCAGGGAUUGCGUCAUCACUGCUUGAGUUGUCCCUUUUGGGUACCACAUUAGCUCAGAAAAGGGCAUCAAGGAUACUAGAAAUUUUGAGGGUAGACAAAGGGAAACAGAUUUCUGGGAGCUAUGGCUUGGGUGCUGCUGUCUCUGCCCCUAUUAGCGGCUCUUCGUCCGCGAAGCCGGACGACGGAGGGAGGGAGUGUUUUGACGAGGAGGAAGAUAUGAUGAGUGAGGAGAAGAAAGCAGUGAAGCAACUAGUCCAACAGAGUUUGCAGAACAACAUGAGGAAAAUUGUAAAAAGGGCCAAUUUGCCUCACGAUAUUGUGCCAUCGGAUCAUUUUAAGUCACUCACCUCAAGUUCUACUUCAAAGAGCCUACCAUUUUGAAGAAUUGCAGCAGGGAAGAGAGUCAAGGUUAAAGAGAAUAAACCUUGAAGUGAAGUUAGUGUUCAAAUCAUAGUUUUGUUGAAUAUUGAUAUUUUAGGUUGUAGUUAAUUGCUAGAUCUGCAAAAGUAGCAAUUGCAUGUCAAAAUCUUGAUAUAUAAUUAUAAAUUUAAAUUCCUUUUGAAAUUGCAUCCUUUUAUGGUAUGUUCUUCAGAUCUUACAUCUAUGCGAGUAAACCCAGUGUUUUUAAACUAAAAAGGAGACCCUCCAAACUAUAUAAAUGGACAAUUAUCACGGUGCUACAUAAGUUGUAUGAUGGAGUGCCUCCCAAUCAGGGGUAUGAUCUGCAAAAUUGGCUAAUCUUAGGGUUGCUUCAGACAGACCAUCGUUACAAGCAUCCCUACCUUCAAGGAGUCACUUUCAAACCACAGUACAUGUUUGUCUCCCUGCUGGCCCCUACCAUAUGUUUUAUAUAAAUUAAUCUUACUGGAUAAGUGGAAAGUGUGGUCAUCUUUUUCGUAUUUUUAUAUAUACAAACAGGGACUAUUCACAGUAGUUCUCUAUUUGAGAAUCUUUAUCCUGUUAGUUUGUCAAUUUCAUGUGUUUGGUUAUUUCAGGAAUCUUUGGAUUAAGAGUUGAAUAUAAGUUGUUCUUUGUUGUCA
Molecule: messenger RNA, 2288 nt
Organism: Vigna umbellata (rice bean)
Lineage: Eukaryota; Viridiplantae; Streptophyta; Magnoliopsida; Fabales; Fabaceae
Source: RefSeq, a predicted model, not a curated record